AUUUUUAAAUCUAAAAUUUUAUGAAAAUAAAAAUAAAAUCUAAAAUCAUUUUGUCUAUUGUAAAUUUAAUGUUUGCAAACUGUAUAUCUACUAUUCAACAAUGAAUCGUUUAAUAUUGACAUCUACGUUUACUAUGAUCGUAUUUGAAUUGAUCAUGGCCAUGGGCGAUAAUAAAUAUCAAUUAGGUGGUCCAAUUUUUGUAGAAGGUUCUAUGAAUGAUGUAAAUCAACGAUGGAAAUGUGCUGAUGUUAUUUCUAAUCCUAAUGCUGUUCGUGGAGAAUUGGCCAUUCGUAAAAUGAAAGGUGAUCAAAAAAUACGUCGAUUCAUUGAAAAUUGUAUCAAAUGGGGUGAUGGUUGGCGAUUCAAAAAGGAUGGCUCCACCGCAUACACACAUUUCGAUUCAAAUUCAAUACUGGAUCAAGAUGACGAUGUUAUUGGAUCCGAUAUACCGAUGAUGAUCAAUGAUUCUAAAGAAACAUCUAUAUCAACGACAAAAAUCAAACAACCAUCUAGUGCUGAUCGAAUAUUACUUUUACGAUUAUACAAAAAUUUGUUGAAACCAAAUUUCAAUGAUCGAUUAGCUUUGACGGUGGAUAAAAUUGACAACAAAAAUAAUCGAUAAAAAUUUAACCUUUUUGUUCUUAAAUCUCAUAGAAUUUUAAUGAAAAAAAAAUCUUAUCUGGUUCUAUUUAUCAAAGAUCUUAUAAGAUUU
Dermatophagoides pteronyssinus (European house dust mite) is the source of this 712-nucleotide messenger RNA. RefSeq lists its product as uncharacterized. The record is from RefSeq and is a predicted model, not a curated record. Lineage: Eukaryota; Metazoa; Arthropoda; Arachnida; Sarcoptiformes; Pyroglyphidae.